CCCAUUUUUUGCUUUAUAUAUGGCUGUGUGAUUUGCCUCUCACCAGCAGCAGCCACUUUUGUUCACAUCCAAACACAAUGAGUUCCUGGCCUUUCUCCUUUUUCUUCUUCUUCUUCUUCAUGGCUUCUUCUGCCUUUUCUGCAGAACUUGCAGCAUACGUUCCAGCAGAACAAGAUGCCCUACAGAAACACGUUUCUUUCUUCGAUCGGGAUCAUGACGGGAUAAUUUAUCUCUCGGAAACCGUUGAAGGCAUGAUAGCAAUCGGUCUCAACCCAUCGUUAGCCAAGGCUAGUGCCACGCUGAUCCACAUGGUAAUCAGUCCUAAAACUACCGAGGGUAAAUUGCCCAAUCUUAAACUCCCAAUCGUGGUAAAAAAUAUAGCGAAAGGCAAGCAUGGCAGCGACUCGGGAACCUAUGAUGCUCAAGGAAGGUUUGUUCCUGCAAAAUUUGAAGAAAUUUUCAGCAAGCAUGCACAUGCGCACAAUGACUCUUUAACAUCGAAUGAAUUGAUGGAAAUGCUCAAGGCAAAUAGACAACCUAAGGAUUUCCAAGGAUGGGCUGCAAGUCUGGCAGAAUGGAAGGUCUUCUACAAUCUAUGCAAAGAUAAAGAUGGAUUAUUGCAUAAAGAUACAGUAAAAGCUAUUUAUGAUGGAAGCCUAUUUUACCAAUUAGAGAAGGGGAAAAAAUAAGCCAAAAAGAAAGCCUAAAUCUAUUUGCAUUAAUGGUGAUAUGUUCUCAUAUAUUUUUCAUUUCUUCUUCUUAUGAAAUUAAAUAAAUUAAAUGAGAAUAUUGACAAUUCGAUGAAUUUCAAUGAAAAAUAUUUGACAUUGAUGAA
Mangifera indica (mango) is the source of this 835-nucleotide messenger RNA. Its product is annotated as probable peroxygenase 5. The record is from RefSeq and is a predicted model, not a curated record. NCBI's taxonomy places the organism in Eukaryota, Viridiplantae, Streptophyta, Magnoliopsida, Sapindales, Anacardiaceae. The transcript is spliced from 5 exons. Gene Ontology annotation, molecular function: calcium ion binding; monooxygenase activity. Bases 78 to 689 code for a protein of 203 amino acids.